This is a messenger RNA of Tremella mesenterica DSM 1558, 1524 nucleotides long. RefSeq lists its product as uncharacterized. Gene Ontology annotation, cellular component: endoplasmic reticulum lumen. Gene Ontology annotation, biological process: endoplasmic reticulum unfolded protein response; retrograde protein transport, ER to cytosol. The record is from RefSeq and is a predicted model, not a curated record. Lineage: Eukaryota; Fungi; Basidiomycota; Tremellomycetes; Tremellales; Tremellaceae. The coding region runs from base 1 to 1524 and encodes 507 amino acids. The transcript is spliced from 3 exons.
AUGCGCAAUCUAGAUAUAUAUCUCAAAGGUCUAUUGGCUCUAGGACUCACAGUGAACGGUUUAAAGUCCCGGGCAAACCUUCGUGAUCUACACGCUUUCCCAAAGUACGCAGUGGAAUUUCUCAAUCAUGCUCCUUUAGCUUCCACCGAUGCGGAUUUGAUACGUUCUGGCGUUCCAUCCGAAUCAAUCUUUUUAGAACCCCGUGUGAGUUCUGGAAGACAUCUGAGCGAUGGUAGAGAUGUAAUUGAAGAGGAUCGACUAGAAGUGAUACCUAUGUCGCUCAAUACAACCAACGGAGUUUUGAUAGAAUACCUUUGUCUUUUACCUGGAUCAAAUACAACAAGAGCUCAAACGGAUUUGGUAGAAGCAAAUGCCAGGGUGGAAGAGGAAGAAGAGCUUGAUCCUAGUUUAGGUUGGGCAGCAUUGAGUCAUUUGGAAGGAAGAUGUUUAUAUUUGAAACAAGGGUGGUUCACUUAUUCAUACUGUCAUAAUUCUCACAUUCGUCAAUUUCGUGAAGCUCGACAUACUCAUCCUCAUCCUCCUGGAGGUUAUACACCAGAAGAAGAUCCAACAUACGAUGCUUACACAUUAGGACAAGCACCUUCUGUUAAAUCCAUUCGUAAACCUCAUCAUCGACAAAAUUCUUUAGAUCCAAAUUCAACUCCUAACAAUCAACCAAAUUCCCAAACCAAAUCAGAUUCUUCUGAAAAACAAUCAGAAAAAUCAAUCUCACGUCCUGUCGAACAACCAAAAAGUCGAUCUGAAAUUUCAUACGGUCUCAACACACGUUCACGUUAUUUAGUUCAAAGAUGGACUGAUGGAACACGUUGUGAUAAAACCGGUCGACCAAGAGAAACUGAAGUUCAAAUUCAUUGUGGUAUGACAUCUACCGAUGUGAUUUACAUGAUUAAAGAAUUAGCUAUUUGUCAAUAUGUUUUAGUUGUUCAUUCCCCUCAUUUAUGUGGUUUACCAGGAUUCAAAGCUGAAGAAGUUAAAGUUGAAUCAGCUCCAAUUAGAUGUAGAGAAGUAUUAUCUGAUGAUUUGUAUCAUGCUUGGGAAGAAGGGAAACAUGUUGAAAUGAUUGAUUUGGGAAUUGGAGAAGGUUUACCACAACCGGAAGGAGGAACGAUAUUGGGUUUACCAGAAAUGAUCGAAAAGGACAGUGAGGAGGAUGGGAAAGAAGAUAUAAAAAUUAUGGUGGGAGAUUUAUCAGACGAUUUGUUGAGUCGGAUAUUUGGUAAAGCUAUGGAAGCAUUGAGCUCAAAAGUGGGUGAGAAUGGGAAAAGUGAAGAAAGUAUGGGAGAGAACAAGGAAAAUUUAGCCAUCUUCGAUUUGGAAGAAAAUGAAGAAGGUGUGAUUUAUCUUGAUGCUGAUAUUCUUCUCGGAGGGGAACAAGGACAACAAAUGGGGGAUAAAGAUAAAGAAGAAUUUUUAAAAGUUGUCAGAAAGUUGUUGAAUGAACAAUUACACUCGGCAGAUGGAAAGGGGGAGGAGGAGGAAGGUAGACCACAUGAUGAGUUAUGA